GCUGCACGGCGGGGGUGGGUGGAACAGCCGAGUAUUUAGCAGUUGACAGGAGCCUGAAAACACAACGUGGGUUUUGUACGGGGAAGGGCUUCUUCAAGCACAGGCCAGUUUUGUACCUCAGUCAUGCCUUCACAACAACCGAGAUGGCUCUCUCCCGCGACAUGAUCGUCCUGUCGCUUGCUGUGGUUCUUCUCUCGGUCCUGACUGCGGCACAAGACACGUACCGAUGCUGCUAUCAGGCGCGGGAGUACCCAUCAUGCCGUGCUGCCUGCGAACAGAUGGCAGCAGAAAUCGACCAUGACACCAGAAUACAGCAUGUCAUGACAUUACCCAGAUAUUGUCGUAGUGAACUGGUUGGGUUCUGGCAGUGUGUCAAUACCUCUGUGCUUGGAGAGCCUGAGUCAGGUGGGGAGUGGGUAGGCCAUGCCUGCUGUGACCUGACUGUGUCAGACCUGUGCAAAACUGCCUGCUUAGAGGCGAGUACUAGCAGUGACAUCAGUGCAAUAUCCUGUCGUAGAGAUCUGGAGCCUGCUCUACAUAGCUGUAUUGAAAGAAAUGAAAGACGUCAUACCUGGAUGGGUGAGCGGUGUUGUGGGACCAGUGUGAGUACGGAGUGUGAGGAGGCGUGCAGUACGGUGUUCCAGACGGACUCCACACCCACCAGACAACAGAGGCAGGCCAUACAGGACCACUGCAUGUUGGACAAUCAGCAAGUCAUCCAGUGUGUGGACAAUUACACCAACUCACGACCAGCCAACAAUCCGGCAGAGAGUGUGAAGGGCAUUGGUUUACAUUGUUGUGACCAGUCGAAUGACGAACAGUGUCAGGACAGGUGCAGGCGUGUGCUGGUCACCUUGACCAGUGAGCAGGAGAUAGUGGACGGACUGAUCGAGGGGUGUGGGGACCCCCUCCCACAGGACCCCCUCUGGCAGUGCUUCCUCUCGGCGUCAGCUAAUAAUGGCCAUGACACAGAGGAGGUGAUCCCAGUGACAGGACUAGAUGGUGCCAAGCUACAGUGUUGUUCCAAAGCAGCCACAUCUAGAUGUAGAGACCUCUGUGUGAAGCUGUACAGCACAACUUGGGCCACCUCCUCCAGCUGGAACCAGUUCUAUGCUGACUGCCAGUACCACCCUUCUGAGGAGGUUCUCAUGCAGUGUAUAGCAGAUGUUCAAGAGCCAUGCCAGCUUGGUUGUUCAGAACUGAACUAUUGCACCAACUUCAACAACAGACCAACAGAGUUGUUCCGAAGUUGUGCGUCGCGUUCUGACGAGGAUGCGGAACAGUACAUGUCAGACUGGCAGGGGGGCAUCAUCAACAUGCCCGUGAUGAGCAUCCCCGUGAGAGAUGUGCAGGAGUGUGAGCCUGACAUGUGGAAGGCCAUCGCCUGUACCCUACAGAUCAAACCCUGUCACAGUCAGUCUCAUGGAAACAGGAUCUGCAAGGCGGACUGUGUGAACAUCCUGACCAGGUGUGGUGACCAGGCCCGCUUCCCCAUGGGUACCACAGUGGACAGUCUGUGUAACGCCCUGUCUCCCCAGGACGAAGAUGACCACUGCAUCACCCUCGCACCAUACCUAGUUCCAAGUCAGCACAUGAGUCGGCUGGACGAGGUGACGAACCCAUGUAACCCCAGCCCCUGUAUGGAGUCUGUGUGUCACGUCAACAGGGCCAGGGAGAACUGUACUGGGUCCUCCUGUCCACAACACAUCUGUAAACAAGGUUGUCCAAUGGGAGAGGCGUCAGACUAUGUGGUAGCGUCAGGUGCGGUGGUGAGGGUACCUGUGGCCAGCGGAGACCCAGGCUGUUACCGGGUGUGUCGAUGUGGGGGGACAGAUAAGGUAAGAGACUGUACCACCCUGUCAUGUAUCCCCAUGGACACAUGCCUAGUGGGGGGACAGAUUAAAGACCAUGGCACCAGUUUUGAGCUGGACUGUAACAUCUGUGCAUGUUUUGCCGGAGAGCUGACCUGUACUAAGAGACCCUGUCUGUCUCUGGGUAGUACAGAGGAGGAGAGGAGGAGAUACACAGGCCUCCCCUGUAACUGUGCUGACCAGUUUGUACCAGUCUGUGCCCACAAUGGCAGAACCUACCCGAGCGCCUGUUUGGCAAGAUGUGCUGGGCUUUUGGAUCACCAGUUUGAGUUUGGAACCUGCUCCUCUCUUCACCCAUGUCAGCCUGAUCCCUGUCCAGCAAGCAAGAGGUGUAUCCCCAGACCUAAGGUCUGCCUAAAUGGACUGGACCAACAGCACUGUCAGCAGUACCAAUGUGUUCCCCGUAGUUGUGAGGGGGAAGAGGACGACCCUGUGUGUGAUGUUGAUGGUGUCCAACAUCCCAACUACUGUCAGCUCCUAGCAGCUGGGAAACUACUAGGCUAUCAUGCUCCCUGCCAUGAGAAAGCCUGUAAAGUCAGCCCUGUGUGCGGACACAACGGGGAAACCUACGAGAGUAACUGUGCGGCCCACGCAGCUCGAGUCUCUAUAGAUUACGAAGGGCCCUGCCUGGCAGUAGGUCUAAGGCCAGGACAAGGCAAGUACCCAGAGUGUUCCACAGUCAGCUGUCCAGACUCCAGCCUGUGUGAGGGGAUCAUUCCACCGGGGGCAUGUUGUCCAGUCUGUGGUGGAGUGUUGGCCAUGCUGUACAGUGGUUGGUAUGUAGACCUGGUGUCCCGUCAGGCCAGUAUUGGACCAAUCACUGUGACACAAGUCAUCCAGCAGCUCAGAAACCACGUGUCCGUGCCUCAGUGUGAUGUGUUUGGGUACCUGAGUAUCGAGGGAGACAUCAUCGCCAUAGUGAUGCCGGUCACACCCAACACCACACCCCUACAGGUGGAGGCCUGUAACCAGGAAGCGCAGAAAGUGGCGGCCCUGAUCAACGCGGGCAGCCCCGUUAUCGUUUCCCACGUGCCUCUCUCCUUCCUUACCUCCGCCUCCCUCCACCUCGCUGCUGUCACCAUGGUCAGCACCGCGACAGCAGCUGUCCCCUCACUGCCAGCACUACUGCUCUGUACAGCGACAGCUCUACACAGACUGUUCCUCCACAUGUCAUGACAGAUCACGUAAACCUCCUGGGUAAAAGAGUCCAGGAGUAGAUACUAUGUCAGGGCUCUAGCCAGUGUCCAUUUUUCUGUCAAUUGACGGAAAUUUGCUGACAGAAAAAUUUUUAAACUGAUCCGUCAAUCUUGAC
Molecule: messenger RNA, 3183 nt
Organism: Branchiostoma floridae (Florida lancelet)
Lineage: Eukaryota; Metazoa; Chordata; Leptocardii; Amphioxiformes; Branchiostomatidae
Product: reversion-inducing cysteine-rich protein with Kazal motifs-like
Biological process (GO): extracellular matrix organization
Cellular component (GO): plasma membrane
Molecular function (GO): metalloendopeptidase inhibitor activity; protein binding
Source: RefSeq, a predicted model, not a curated record